This is a messenger RNA of Mytilinidion resinicola, 1796 nucleotides long. RefSeq lists its product as uncharacterized. The record is from RefSeq and is a predicted model, not a curated record. Lineage: Eukaryota; Fungi; Ascomycota; Dothideomycetes; Mytilinidiales; Mytilinidiaceae. Gene Ontology annotation, molecular function: nucleic acid binding. The transcript has a single exon. The coding region runs from base 1 to 1437 and encodes 478 amino acids.
AUGGCCUCUCACCACCUAGGAGGACGCUCUAAACGGGCCUACGACACUCCAAUCGCUAUGAAAGGUGCUAUUAUCACAAUGCGCCUUUUUUACAAGCUUCAAUUCCAAGAAAUUGAGUCCAAAACUGGGGUUUCCGAGUCCACAGCCGCAAAGAUAUACUCCCGGGCAAAGCAGGAUGCUGGGAAUGAGGAUUUCCAUGAUAUGCUGGCUUCUCUCUCUCCCAAAUCAGACCGUCCAGGAAUGAAACCAAAGAUUGCGAACGGCAGCAAGCUUUCUAUGGAGAUUCGCAAUGAUAUAUUGCGAUGGGAGGACUACAAGUUUCAGGACGCUGCUGCGCCGGCACUGCAUGCAGCCGGCAUGACCGCAGCCAGAUCAACAAUCGAGAGAGUUGCACACGAGCGUCAAGAUCCCCUCUGCCCGGUGCCAAUUGUACGGGGAAUCAGGCCUAAAAAGCCCCCUCUCAAUGCCCAGCAGAAAGACUUGAGAUUUAAGCACUGCACCUGGCUACAAAACAUCAUCAAACGAACCAACUGCGACGUUAUUUUUAUCUGCUCAGACGAAUCACCUAAGCAAUUUGGCCCUGGCCAGUCCGGAGGAGGAAAGGCCAGAGUCUCAAGGCCUAUGGGAGUCAAUGCCAAUGAAUACGCUAUGCAUGAUCCUCCAGUACAAUUCUCCUUCUCUUUUUGGGGUGCCAUGUGCUUAGAUCCUUCUAUUCCAAGGCCUUGCGUUGUAUGGGAGCCUGAGUCUCAAAAGCAGAAGAAUGAGCUUCAACGAAAGGUCAUUAUUGACAAUGAAAUUGCUAAGGAAAAAGCUGAGGAAAAGCAACGCCGGGCUUCUAUCCAAGGGACAGUAGAAUACAACCAUAUGAAGAAGGUUAAUGACAAGAUAAAUGGCGACAACGAGCGCCUUAAGCAGCAAGGAAUUCGAAAGGGACGGCGUCAUCUACGGAGGCCUGAACAGGAGUUCAAAUAUGAGGUUUUCACCCGAGGAAAAGGCAAAGGAAUGGACGCGGCUUGGUAUGCAAACCACAUACUUAAACCUCUUCUUUAUCCAUACUAUAAAGCAGUAAAGGAGGCAAACCCCGGCAAGGAAGUCUAUUUAAUUGAGGACAACGUCUCCCUUCACGGUUCAGCUCGGAGGAAGCUCUCUCAUUUGGCUGAAGAACUGGGUAUUCUCUUUGUGGAUCAUCCUCCCAAUUCACCUGAUUUACACCCAAUUGAGCGGUGUUUUGGGAGAUUGAACCAUGAGGUGAAUAUAUACGAUUGCUACAGCGCUUCUAAGGAGGCUAAGAGGCAGGCAAAGGAGUGGUUGUUGGAAAUGUGGAGAGAGGACAAAGAUUUGGGUGACUACAUCCUUGGUCGAGCCUCAAAUGACACCUUUCUAUCGGUCGCAAAGAAGUGCAAAUUGAAGGGUGGAAACAACAACUUCACAGGAUAAUUUGGCACUUUGUUGAGUUGUGGUGGUGCGAACGUGGAUGCGGCAUUUUGGUGUUCUGCCCCCUGCAAGUGAUCAUCGGAAUAUGCCUUCGGCCGCACCCCUUGUAACAAUUAAUCUAGAAUCAUUGCCCGCUGACCGACUCCACGGGGUCGGGUUGGUCCUGCUGAGUCUUACAAGGGUGUCACAAGAAGAAUGUGAAUUGACUUUCCUUACGAAACAGAGUCUUGUGGUACGAAUGAGCACAUCACUUUUAAUAUAACACCUUUGUAUCUGCACGGGAAGCAUGUGCUGCAGAAAGUUUCAUACCACAACAAUUGCGUGUGACAAGACGUGAAACGAGAUAUCUCAGUGUAUUCGCA